AUGGAUGCCAGGGUGGUUUGUGUAUCCCGCGGUUCAGAUGAUGUGGAGAAUGCAUUUAAGCGGUUGGAUGACACGCAGGUGCAGCUACUGUACACAAAAUUUCCCGUGGGCAUGGGGACCUUUAGGCGCAACAAGUUCAUCUACGUUAUUUUUAUCGGCCCCAACUGCGGCGUUGUCAAGCGUGGGAAGGGCAUUGCGGAAAUAAACCUUUUUAAAAAUGUGCUUCACGGUGCCGCCGGUAUCUCCACGACGGACAAGUCAUCACUUUCCCUUGCCUUUUUAGUUCAGCAGAUGCGCAGCGUGUUUGUCACGGACGCUGGCAACUUCUCACUGGAAAAGAUACAAGAGGAAUAUAAACGUUGCAUAAAGGAACAACAGUGGACGAUGCAUCGUGAAUCAAUACCACCAUCACGACCACAUUCAAUAUCCAGGGCAUUGUCGCGCCAUUCUUCGGAUGAUGAAGUGUAUGAAAUGCCAAGUUUCACCUCCUUUCAAAUUCAAAACGUCCCCUGCGAUAUCGACGACAACACAAGGAGCGUUCUGGAAGCCCUUCACAUGAAACUUGGCCCGUUGAAUUGGGCUACCUUUGAGGCUAAUCCACUGCAUUUGACGCUUGCUGGUGCCGGUAACGGAGGCAUCUUUGAGCUUGUGAAGCAACUGCCCGCAGCAAAGUGGCUCUUUGGUCUCUUCCGUAUAACACUUGGUGCAGCGGAGGAGCGUCAAUCGCUGUUGAUCUUCUUUCAAUGGAUAGGCAGUCGACUCCGGGUGGUGCGCCAAGGGCCCACCACACACAUAUUCCCCAAAAUGGCUUCCAUUCUCGCGCCGUAUGAAUAUGAGGUUUACCUGGUCGGCACACAAGACCUGAACACCCAGAAGAUUAUCAACAAAUGUCGUCUUGCCUUUUUAGAUUAUCGGGUACAAAGUAAACCCGAAGUGACGGAAAAUACUCUGCGUGAUUUAAAAAAAAAGCUGCGCCCUGUCAAUUCCACCUUCACAGAGGAAGAGUACCGAGUCAUCUUGGAGGAGGAGCGAGCUAAGAUGGACCUUAACUUUGACUUUAUUCGUUCAAGGAAGAAUCACGCUGUACGGUCGUUUUCCGAAAUCAACAAUGACAAUGGCGUUGGGAAAUCCCGUGUCUUCGACAUUAAGGAGACACUUGACCUCAUCAAUCAGAGUGAAGGUGGACUUGUGUGGGGCAUAUUUGAGGCCCGCGCAUGA
Trypanosoma cruzi is the source of this 1218-nucleotide messenger RNA. RefSeq lists its product as uncharacterized. Bases 1 to 1218 code for a protein of 405 amino acids. The record is from RefSeq and is a predicted model, not a curated record. Gene Ontology annotation, molecular function: actin binding. The transcript has a single exon. NCBI's taxonomy places the organism in Eukaryota, Euglenozoa, Kinetoplastea, Trypanosomatida, Trypanosomatidae.